Molecule: messenger RNA, 2136 nt
Organism: Oncorhynchus kisutch (coho salmon)
Lineage: Eukaryota; Metazoa; Chordata; Actinopteri; Salmoniformes; Salmonidae
Product: growth/differentiation factor 6-A-like
Exons: 2
Coding region: 144-1388 (414 amino acids)
Biological process (GO): BMP signaling pathway
Cellular component (GO): extracellular region
Molecular function (GO): growth factor activity; cytokine activity
Source: RefSeq, a predicted model, not a curated record
UGAAGUCGAGGGCGCGAACGCACUUUUCUGGUGAGAAGGGAACGCAGAAGUCUAACUGACGCGCAGUCUAUCUUCAGCUCUUGCUGUCUAAAAGUCGCUUCAUUGUGGAGAGGGCUUCGAAACAUCUUUGGGACACUAUCACCAUGGACGCAUUUCAAGUACUAUCGUUAUAUUUGUUACUGAUCUUCAUUUGGAAUAUACCAUGUUUUCAGUCAGCUGCCAUCAUAUCCCCCUCUAUGCCAAGGAGAAACAAGGGAGUGAAGAUACUUCAUGAUGGACAAAGGUCAACCACAUUUCUCAAAGAGAUCUUCGCAUCUUCCCCUAUGUUAAGCCGUCACCGAGAAGACUUUAAUAAGGACGCAAUUGUGCCCCACGAUUACAUGCUCUCCAUAUACAGAACGUAUUCGGCUGCAGAGAGACUCGGACUAAACGCAAGUUUUUUCCGCUCCUCAAAGUCUGCAAACACCAUAACAAGUUUUGUGGACAGAGGAACAGACGAUCUCUUGCACUCUCCUUUGCGAAGACAAAAGUAUCUGUUUGAUGUCUCAACCCUUUCAGACAAAGAGGAGUUGGUUGGAGCUGAAUUAAGGAUAUUUAGAAAAGUGCCCGGGGAUUUGCAAACGUCCCCGACAGGUCUCUAUGACAUUCAAUUACUCUCCUGUCGAUCAGAACGGCUACUGGAUUCCAGAUCCCUUGAUCCUCUGGAUUCCAGAAAACCAGGAUGGGAGGUUUUGGACGUGUGGGAAAUUUUUAAAAACCGGCAUCACUCUGCCCAGGGGAGCCAGCUUUGUCUCCAGCUCAAGGGCACUCUUGGUAAAUCAGAAAUGGAAAUCGAUUUAAAACAGAUGGGAUUUGACAGAACCGGUCGAAACCAGCAAGAGAAGGCCAUCUUGGUGGUUUACACCAGGUCCAAGAAAAGGGAGAACCUGUUCAACGAAAUGAAAGAGAAGAUCAAAUCGCGCGGAUCGGGGAGCAGGUCGGAGGAGGAGAGGGGCCUGCGGUUCAAAGCCAGGCGCCGACGGAGGACUGCAUUGAACAAUCGGCAUGGGAAAAGACAUGGCAAAAAGUCCAAAUCUAGAUGCAGUAAAAAGGCUCUGCACGUUAAUUUCAAAGAGCUAGGGUGGGAUGACUGGAUCAUUGCGCCAUUGGAUUACGAAGCGUACCACUGCGAGGGCGUGUGCGACUUCCCUUUGAGGUCGCAUUUAGAGCCAACUAACCAUGCCAUCAUUCAAACUCUCAUGAAUUCAAUGGACCCCAAUAGCACACCUCCUAGCUGUUGUGUUCCCACUAAACUAAGUCCCAUCAGCAUUCUUUACAUAGAUUCGGGCAAUAACGUUGUGUACAAACAGUACGAGGACAUGGUGGUAGAGCAGUGUGGCUGCAGGUAGCGUCCUUUUCUUCUGCGACACUUGAACGUAUUUAAACCCCGUAAAAACAAAGAUAAGUCAGUCGGCCCAGGUCAGGAUAUGAAAGCUGUGGCAUAUCUUAAGCAUAUAGACCCAUGCGUUCUUGCCAUAUCAUGGUGCGCCUAAACUUCACUCAAAAGGGAUCCACGAGAGACAUUAUUUGCAGUGUGGGCCUAUGCAAGCAUAUUUGUGUUGGUCACAUUUAAACUCAGUACAAUCUCACAUAGCCUUAUCUGUCCAAUUGUUGUGUUAAACUAAUACAUACUCCUAGUCUACAUUGCCAUCCAUAUGAUGUGUUUUUCAAUUGCAUAGUCUAUUGUUUCGCGAGGCCCCGACAUGGAUAGACAGUUCGUUAUAAACCAUUAGUCCGCAGGAGAGGAGUGGCUAUCGACAGGCUAGUGAUAGGCUAUCAUUUGUUCUUUUCUGAGCAGACUUGGAAUUGUUGGUCUUCCAUCAGUGAAUUACGUCCGAAAUGGGCACAGUGGAAUGCACCUGUUCAAACUAGGCCGCAGUCACGGGAUAGCCCUUGUGCAUUGUUGCAGCUCCCUGCAGCGGUCUUGCAAAGAGGACUCAUUUGUAGCGGGUGUUUCCAGGCUCACUGCCAGCAUCCAGCUGAAACUAUCGAGCUCUUCUGAUGCGUUAUCAAUCGGCCCUAGCACCCCCCCCCCCCCCACCCUCUCUCUCUCCAAUUUCUCUCUCUCAAAUAUAUUUCUCUCUCUCUCUCUCUCUC